GACGAUGUGUAUGCCCUGCUCUAACUGAAGGUGAGAGAUGUGAACGCUGUAAACAAGGAACCUGGAACUAUCAUCCAAAUAAGGGGUGCACCCGUUGCAAAUGUCACCAGGAAGGCUCAGUGUAUGGGCAAUGUGAUCAGAUUACUGGCAAAUGCAGAUGUUUGGAAGGAUUUGAAGGAGAUAACUGUGACCGGUGUGCUGCAGGGUUCUAUAGGUUCCCCAACUGUCGAGCUUGUAACUGUAUUGUUCCUGGUACUGACCCUGAAGUUUGUAGUUCCGGUGUGUGCCAAUGUGAUGAGAGUGGGGUGUGUCCCUGUAAAUCAACGGUUGUUGGAAAAAAAUGUGCAUCUUGUGCACCGGGCUUUUUUGGACUAUCUGCCUUGAACCCUGAAGGGUGUACGCAAUGUUUCUGCUUUGGUAGAAGUUCACAGUGUACACAAGCUCAAUACUCUUGGACACAGCUUGUUAUGCCUCGACGUCGACAUCUCCGAAUCAGCCGGGGUGAGAGUGAUCUAGAUGUAGAGGAUGGUCUACUGGUGGUGCCAGGGGACGAUAAAGAUGUCGUCGUUGGUGUUAAUCAUCUUUUCAAGGUUCCCCUCUACUGGUAA
Messenger RNA from Eurytemora carolleeae, 608 nucleotides. RefSeq names its product laminin subunit alpha-1. The transcript is spliced from 5 exons. Lineage: Eukaryota; Metazoa; Arthropoda; Copepoda; Calanoida; Temoridae. The record is from RefSeq and is a predicted model, not a curated record. The annotation marks the transcript as partial.